Phyllopteryx taeniolatus (common seadragon) is the source of this 1707-nucleotide messenger RNA. RefSeq names its product dnaJ homolog subfamily C member 5-like. The record is from RefSeq and is a predicted model, not a curated record. The transcript has 3 exons. Bases 892 to 1572 code for a protein of 226 amino acids. NCBI's taxonomy places the organism in Eukaryota, Metazoa, Chordata, Actinopteri, Syngnathiformes, Syngnathidae.
AAAGACAAAAUUAUAGAUUAUGAUAUCCAAAUCGGUUUCUCUCAGGAAUUUAAUAACGUCAUACGUUGUUUCCCCGGAAGCCCUGUUAAUGUUAAAUUGUGGCAUUUUGCCUACCUUUUCCUCUGGUUGCAGCAUUUCUCGCAGAGAAAUAUCACACGCUCACCUUUUUUUUCCAAAAUAACAAGCUACUGUUUGCACUGUAAGGCACGGUGGACGACUGGUUAGAGCGUCUGCCUCACAGUUCUAGGGACCGGGGUUCGAUCCCCGGCCCCGCCUGUGUGGAGUUUGCAUGUUCUCCCCGUGUCUACGUGGCGUUUCUCCGGGCACUCCGGUUUCCUCCCAAACCCCCAAAACACGCAUGCUAGGUUAAUUAGAAACUCUAAAUUGCCUGUAGUCAGAAUUGGUUGUUUGUUUGUAUGUGCCCUGCGAUUGGCUGGCGACCAGUUCGGGGUGUACCCCGCCUCCUGCCCGAUGAUGGCUGGGAUGGGCUCCAGCACGCCCGCGGCCCGCGGCCCGCGACCCGCGUGAGGAGAAGCGCUACAGAAAAUGGAUGGAUGUUUGCGCUGUUUCAAUGAAAGGAAACCAGUUUUCUCACCACAUCUUUGAUUGUGUCAUUGAUGCGUUCAGCUUUCAGUUCAAUGAAAUCAAUACAAGCCUACGGAACAGUCACAAGAUGAGAAAUGUGAUAGCACUGCUGGACAUCUGAGACCAGAAACUGAAUGUUUCAUGGGCUCACACGCUACCGCAACCGGGACCAGGAGACACAUCGCCAGAACCUGGACUAGGACACACAGGUAGCUCUCCUGCCAUUUCUCUUUUCUUCCCUUUCUUUCAUGUCAUCUCUUCUCUGCUCUCUUUUCUUGUCUCGUGUGCCAGCGUGCGUGUGUCAGGAUGUCGUUUGGCAGGCAGCGAUCCAUGUCGGCGUCGGGCGAGUCUCUCUACGCGCUCCUGGGCGCGGAACCGGGAUGCGGCCACGACGACAUCAAGAAGUCGUACAGGAAUCUGGCGCUGCGCUACCACCCGGACAAGAACCCGGACAACCCCGAGGCUGCGGAGAAGUUCAAGGAGGUGAACGCGGCCCAUGCCGUCCUGUCCGACCCGGGCAAGAGGAACAUCUACGACGCUUACGGCUCGCUGGGGCUGUACGUGGCGCAGCAGUUCGGAGAAGACAACGUCAGCGCCUACUUCGCGCUCACCACCUGCUGGGCCAAGGUAGGUCACGGCGGCCGACCGCAGGAAGUGAGGCCCGCAGGACGUGACCGCGUGCUGCUUGUUCAGGCUUUGUUGGCGCUGUGCGGGCUGCUGACGGGGUUUUACUGCUGCUGCUGCUUGUGUUGCUGCUGCGACUGCUGCUGCGGACGCCUCAAGGCCACGCUCCCCGCCGACGCGGAGGCGGAGACACCCUACGGCGACCUGCGGGAGGACGACCGGGAGGGGGAGGAGCUACGACACCUGCCCAAUGGGGAGACGGCAGAUGCGACCGCGCCGGUCGUUGAGCAGCCGACCGCCGCCAACGAGAAAACUCAACUCAUCUCGGACGGACGCCGCAGAUAUGGAGACGCCUACGCGUGAUGAUGUCAUCAACGCACGCCUGUCACCAACUCAGCUUCCUCUUCUUCUGUGGCUGUGUAGGGAAUCCCUCCCUAUCCACUAUAGCGACUUGGCCAUUUUCUAAUGACCACAUGAGGAUUUUUACAUCGUGGCCAA